This is a messenger RNA of Megalobrama amblycephala (Wuchang bream), 4736 nucleotides long. RefSeq names its product UDP-glucose ceramide glucosyltransferase (gene ugcg). Lineage: Eukaryota; Metazoa; Chordata; Actinopteri; Cypriniformes; Xenocyprididae. The coding region runs from base 127 to 1308 and encodes 393 amino acids. The record is from RefSeq and is a predicted model, not a curated record. The transcript is spliced from 9 exons. Gene Ontology annotation, cellular component: membrane. Gene Ontology annotation, molecular function: ceramide glucosyltransferase activity. Gene Ontology annotation, biological process: glucosylceramide biosynthetic process.
UGCGCUGAUUCCCUGCAGACCCGCCCGCUCAGCUCAGCCAUCUGAAUGUGUGUAUGAGUGUGUGAGAGAGCUUCCAGCAUAAGGGCCGAACACUGAGGUGUCAGCGCAUCCGGACACAGGACAGCCAUGGCCCUGCUCGAUCUAGCUUUGCAAGGGUUUUCCAUCUUCGGAUUUCUCUUGUUUAUCGUCCUAUGGCUCAUGCACCUCGUGUCCAUCAUCUACGUCCGUCUGCAUCUCAACAAGAAGACCCCAGACAAGGUGCCGUACAGCAAACUGGCUGGUGUCUCGCUGCUGAAGCCCCUCAAGGGUGUGGACCCCAAUCUAAUAAACAAUCUUGAGACGUUUUUUGAGCUGGACUAUCCCAAGUAUGAAAUUCUGCUCUGUGUUCAAGACCAUGACGAUCCAGCCAUUGAUGUUUGUAAGAAGCUUCUGGGCAAAUAUCCGAAUGUUGAUGCCAGGUUAUUUAUAGGAGGUAAGAAAGUUGGCAUCAAUCCGAAAAUAAAUAACCUCAUGCCAGCUUAUGAAGGGGCAAGGUAUGAACUUGUCUGGAUCUGUGACAGCGGCAUUCGAGUGAAGCCAGACACUCUAACUGAUAUGGCUAAUCAGAUGACGGAGAAGGUUGGACUGGUUCACGGCCUUCCUUACGUGGCAGACAGACAAGGAUUUGCCGCUACAUUGGAGCAGGUUUAUUUUGGAACGUCACAUCCUCGUUCCUACAUCUCAGCCAAUGUAACGGGAAUCAAGUGCGUCACAGGGAUGUCGUGUCUCAUGAGGAAGGACGUCCUGGACCAGGCCGGCGGGCUGAUUGCGUUUGCUCAGUACAUCGCUGAAGAUUACUUCAUGGCCAAGGCCAUCGCAGACAGAGGAUGGAAAUUUUCCAUGGCAACGCAGGUAGCCAUGCAGAAUUCUGGCUCAUACUCCAUCGCACAAUUCCAGUCUCGCAUGAUCAGAUGGGCCAAGCUGAGAAUCAACAUGUUGCCAGCCACCAUCAUUGAGCCCAUCUCAGAGUGCUUUGUGGCAAGCCUUAUCAUCGGCUGGGCUGCCCACCAUGUGUUUCGCUGGGACAUCAUGGUGUUUUUCCUAUGCCAUUGCCUGGCCUGGUUCAUUUCUGAUUACAUUCAGCUCAGAGGAGUACAGGGCGGCCCUCCAUCCUUCUCUAAGCUGGACUAUGCAGUGGCCUGGUUCAUCAGGGAGUCCAUGACAAUUCAGAUUUUCUUGUCUGCUCUUUGGGACCCGACCAUCAGCUGGAGGGCAGGACGCUACCGAUUACGUUGCGGAGGUACAGCAGAAGAAAUCUUGGAUGUUUAAAUGGCACCGUGUGCCAAGGACUAUGCACUGGUGUAAACAUGGAAACAGAACUGUGAGAAGAUGUGGGCGCAGAUGGACAAAUGAACUGCAACUUUUUUUUUUUUUUUUUUUCUGGGUUUUAUUCCAACUUCUGAUAGUUUUUAUCCUGGUACUUUAGCAAGCUUGAAUAGAUUAUUUAUGUCCUUGGUGCUUUUUUGUUUUUCCUGUGAGGUCUCUUGACAAUUUGAGAUGAGCCAAAAGUUACGGAGUGGUAAAGAAGAGAAAAGGAUGUCUGGCGACGAGGCGGCACUUCAGCAGGCAUCAGAACCCUGAUUAAAACGCAUCUAAAUUCAACUUUUUUUUUUUAUUUUUAAGGUCCUUGCAACAUGUUUAGUGGUAGUUAAACAACUGUGUAUCGCGACAUAUACGUUGUAUCGUGUUCGGAUGAGCGGUACAGUUUUUAAACAUUAUAGUGACACGAAAGUGGGGUAGUGAAUGACUGAAGCCUUUUAAAAUGGCACUAGUGCAUGAAUGGAUCACUUGCUUAUCACAGUGUUGCUCUCAACAUACAGCACUCUUGCCAUAUUUUAUACAUUUUUGGACUUUUGAAUGCUCAAAACGGAUCCACUCAGGUCCAUUUUAUGUUUACUGGACAGAGCAAUAUCUUCAUAUACAUAGGGAAUUGUGGCAGAUGUUCGUAUACAGUUACUGUUGAUCUAUCCUGAAACGAACGCAACGCUUGUACAUGCUUGUACAGUCUUUGCAGCCACCCUGCAGUAUUCGAACAAGAGGUAUAAAGGCCUAGUUUGAGCCUAAGUUAUCCUCAACAUCUGCCGAUUUAAUUGCAUAUCUUAUGAAAUUUAGUGCCAUUUGAAGAGAAAACGUUUUUAUCGUUAUAAUUUUGGCUUCUUCAAAGCCAACACCAUGGUUUUUCUUCAAGGUCUUUAUCUUCCUGUGCUUCAUUCUCUGCACUAUUUGCUCUCAUACCAGAAUCAGGGUUUGCUAAAACAUUUCUUCCCGUGCCGCUGUUUGUUUGAGAAGUUCUGUCAGUAUUUUCCUGUAAAUGUUUGACUGGAUAUAAAUGCUCAGAUUUACCUUUUAAAUUGUCCGAACAUUUCAUCCCACGCCAUUUCAUUUAUCCAAUUAAACCAAAUUCUAUUAAGAAUUUGAGAAGUUCAAGUUAUAUACACUCAUUUUUUUGAGUUAUCGUGCAAAAUUAUAAAAAAACUGUUGGCAAACAUCUGCUUUUACGCUCUGGGACAUUUCAAAAUUUUCAGUCGCACAGUGUGCUUGUUGGCUUUUUUCGUUCCCCAACAAUGUAAACCCCCUGAUCUACACUAAGUCAAACAGUAAUCACGAAACAAUUGACAUUCUUCUCUUCCUUUUUUCUUAUUUUUUUCCUCCACAGUUGUAUCUUGAGGAACUGCUUGUUUCUGUAUUGUACUGCCAGCACUUUGCUGUUAAACCGCUCUUUCUGCAUUUUCCUCAUUUCUUGACUUGCCCGCCUUCAUGUGCUGCUGUGUGUUCAUGAAUCAUGGCGCUGAUCGUGAAGUACCCAUGCCAGCACUGGCAGUAUUGGUAUACAGAUAAUCUACUCAUUUACCUGGACCGUUCAACCCUUAUUGUUAUUCUAAAACCAUAAUAUGUGAUUCAGGAAAACACGCUGAUGUGAGCCGUGUGCGUGUGUCUUCAUAGUCCAUCAGCUGCCAUUUGGGAAGUUACAAACACUGUUUUAGCCCAAUGCCAAACCUUCCAUUGUUUGUGUUUUUGGUGUUGGUUUAUUAAAUCUAAUUCGAAUGCAUCUAAGUUUGUUCUACUGAACACUUGGGCUGACUAUUGGAAAUAUACUUAAACUUGUGUUUUGUGCAUGAGGCCACAAAAUUAAUGCCAUUUUUUUCGUAACAUGGCAGCUGAAGUAUUAACAGUCGGGGAUAUAUCAGUUUGCAAUAACCAUAUACAUUAUAAACUGUAAUACUGUAUUCAGGCUGUGAAACAAAAGCAAGCUUCCAAACCCAUUUCUUUGUCCAGUUGUGGUAUAAUAAACAUUUCAUAUUUUGUUGAUCGUUUCACAUGAAUUGUUCCUCAUACAAAUAAUGGGCCUCAUUCAUGAAACCUGAACAAAUUUCAUGAAAUCGUAGAAAAAAAGCAUUCUUAAAUUGUUACAUGGAAUUAAUAGUUUGUAAAUCCAAUGGAAUUGAUUUUACAAAUUAUUCACUUGAAGGUGACAAUUUAUAAGAAUUCAGUAGAACAGUUUAAAGGUUUUAGGUAAAGUUUUUACUUAAGAAUAACUAAAAUGAAUUCUGCUCUUGAAUAAGACCCAAUGUGUUGUUGAUCUGCAACAUUGUUAAAAUUGAAUGUACGUUUGCAUGAACAUGCAUUUUGUUUUUUGUUUUUUUUUGGUAACACUUGAAACGCCACUGUAGAAACCAUAACAUUUUAUUUAGAAAAGGGGAAAUCUGGCUUUUUCUGCAACUAUCCAAGUUCUGCUCUUUACUUUCAACCAUAUCUGCUGGCUCUUAUUUUAUAUAUGUGAAAUAUUGUGUCAAAAAGUAACUUGUAAAUUCACCUCAUUUACGAAAAGUCUACAAUGCACUGUAAAUUUCCUGUUUAGACUUUUCCUCUUUGUGUGGCUGUGAGAGAAUGCUGAGUGUGUUUGUGGAAAUAUGCUGUUUAUGGCCUUUUUUGAUAUGUCAAUUCUGAAAGGAUUGUAUUAUCGUAAAGUUCUGUGGGGAACUGGACUUUUUUUUUUUUUUUUUUUUUUUUUUCCAAUAAGUGUACAGUUGUAUGUUUGUCUGAUUUAACAUGUUUUGUAGAAGACUGGUGACCUGUAUGGUGCCAUGUGGACAUGAGAAAAUGUCUGGCUGUUCUGCACUUGUCAACCUGAGUACCAGCAGCUGUUUACUCACAACUACAGUCAAAAAAAAAAAAGUGUCUCAUCCUGUGGUAUGAUUGUAACAUUACUACAUUUCACUCAUGAUCAUUCUUUACUACAGCCCUGGACUCAAGGUUGAACAAAGCGACCAAGAAAAACUACUGCUACGUUUUUACCAUAUGGUCAUCAAUCAGAGUAGAAAAAAAGUCUAGUUGUGAUCCACCGCUUUUAUUUUAUGUGCUGUAAAUUGACAAAAGUGCAAAGAAAAAGCUUUUAACUUUUUUUUUAAAGAGUAUGUACAGUUUAUUUAUGAAGUUUGGUUGAUAACCAUUACAUACACUGCUUCCUGAGGCUUAAUUUAUCAUCAAGUUGUACAUUUUUGUUUUUCCCUAUGAGUUUUGUUCUGUUUUGUUUUUUUCUGGCAGUGUAAAGGUAUGGCUGGACAGACUUCAGUUUUUGAAUCUUUUAUGUUAUUUUGUAGGUGUUGUGUACUGUACUCUUGAUGCUGAAUGCGUAAUCCACAGCUGGAAACUGUGAAAUUACAGAUAAAUUAAAGCUUUAUCAAGCAAUAUAAAAA